Molecule: messenger RNA, 1750 nt
Organism: Pyricularia oryzae 70-15
Lineage: Eukaryota; Fungi; Ascomycota; Sordariomycetes; Magnaporthales; Pyriculariaceae
Product: CAIB/BAIF family enzyme
Exons: 3
Coding region: 168-1661 (497 amino acids)
Molecular function (GO): catalytic activity
Source: RefSeq, a predicted model, not a curated record
CACUACAACAAUGGUUUCCCAUUCCCGAGAAUUCCGACUCAUUUGUUAACUAUUGCUCAAUAUUUCAAAAAUCAACCAUCAGGUUCAUCUGCUCAAAAUCAAGCCACCAAAAUUACAAAAACACAGCCAAAGCAACUUCAGACUAGAAAUAUCGCCUGCGCCCAGUCAUGACUGCUGUCCCAUACUCGAUCCGGCAAGAAGCCGAGCAUAUCUUCCGGGACACCCUCCUGCGAGACCAACGCCUAGGUCUCCCCCAAAAGGUAGCUUCCGCAUCAGAGAGGACGACGUUCGACACCACCGCCAUUGAUACCGCCUAUCUACCCGUCCCAUGGAAGUUUUUCGAAAGCAGCGCUGCCUUGUGGGCCCUCGCUGCGACCUACGGUAACGCCAUAGCCAAGGAGCGCUUCGGCGUCGACCAAGACGUCGUGGUCAAUACCGACGUGGCCAGCCUGUUUCUGUGCUCAAGCCUCCUGGUUAGGGUCAACGGCAAGAGCUUUCAGGAUUCGGAAAUCGGGGCGAGGGUUGCCAACAUGAACGCCACAAAAUCGCUGGCCAUGAUCGGAUUGCCUCCAACGAACCCUGACCUGGACACAUCUGAAAAGAUCAUUGCGGAGAUCUCUUCCAAAGUUGAAGAAUACGACGCGGAUUGGUUGGAUACAGAAGCCAACCAAUACUGGCGGCAAGCUGGCACGAUUUGUCUGACCGAGGACGAGUUCCACACAUCUGAGCAAGGAAAGGCCAUCAAAGACGACGGCAUAUACGUUAUCAACCAAUUCGAUACCCCUUCGCUGCCACCAACCCCAUACCCCACCGUCUCGCGCGACAAGCUCCGCCCGCUGGAGGGCCUAAAAAUGAUCGACAUAUCCAGACCAGACAUUGGGCCGCUGCUCAUCGACGGCAACCUCGGCAAACGCGACGUCAGCCUGGACCUCAAGAGCGAAAGCGGCCGCGCGACGCUCCGCCGCCUCAUAUCGGACGCCGACGUGGUCCUCGACGGCUACCGGCCGGGCGCGCUGGACCGCCUCGGCCUGGGCGCCGACUACUGCCGCACGCUGGCCCGCCGCCGAGGCAGGGGCGUGGUGGUGGUGCGCGAGAACUGCUACGGCUGGAGCGGGCCCCUCGCGCCCCGGUCGGGCUGGCAGCAGAUAUCCGACUGCUUCACGGGCGUGGCGUGGGGCAUGGGCCGGUUCCUGGGCCUCAACGAGCCCGUCGUGCCGCCGCUGCCCAACUCGAACUACCAGACCGGCCUGGCGGGCCUGGUGGGGAUCCUGGCGGCGGUGGAUCGCCGCGCCACCGACGGCGGGAGCUACGUGGUCGACGUCUCGCUCAACCAGUACAACCAGUGGCUCCUUUCGCUGGGUCAGCUGGCGCCGCGGGUGCAGAGGGCCCUGCGCGAGCUGCACCCGCGGCUUGCGCUGCGGCAUCACGACGACAUGCUCAACCUCACGACCAAGCUGAUGCAGAGCUUGGUGCCGCAGGUCCCGGGGCUUUUUGCCAGGCCAGAGUACUUUGGGCGGAUCAAGAGUGAUUUUGACGCUCCGGAUGGUGAGAUGGAGGAUCUGACGUAUCUUUUGCCGGCGGCCAGGUACGGCGUGACAAGGUUGGGGUAUGAUGUUGGGAGUUGCUUUUUGGGCAAAUAUGAUGCCGAAUGGCCUGCUUGAGCUGAUCUGAUUAUUAGAUCGUCCAAGUCAGAAUAGUCAAUCACAGUCCAACAAACGCAAGCCUGACGGAUGAGGGAGAAGAUUCAAAG